UCCUGUUUGGACUUCAUUAGAUCUCAUAUCACCUCAUGAGCAGCAAGGACAAUAAUCUGAAAACAGCAAUUAAAAAGAUCUGUGUAUGAAAACAACAGAUGGAGUUCUGGCCCGAGAAUCAGGGGCAGUCCCCUCUAUACUCCAAAUUUGGUACUGUUCCUGGGCGAAAUUGUACACAUAACUACCAUGACAGACAUCAGGUACCCCAUUAUCCACUGUACUAUGGUGAGCAGCAGGAUCAAGGCAGGGAGUCCAGUUACUGGACUGUACCAGGCUCAAGAACAGGAGGGGCACCACAGGAGUACACCAACUGGAUGGACCAAGAGCUGACUGCCCCUACUUCUUCUCACUUCCCUUUUAUUCUAGACCGUCACGUUCAGCAGCACCAGGACCUGGGAGACUAUCAGCCGCAUGAAGCCAGAGACAGGGAGUGGAUAGCAGCUCAGCGAGCAGCGAGGGAAUAUGAGAGAGGAUUUCUGAGGGAGGCGUGGCAGAGGAGGUGGGAGCCCUGUGGUCCUGUUCGCUACAACAGGGACAUUUCUGCCAAGAGGAGCGACAGCAGCUAUCGAGAGCUGGAGGCUUGGGCAGCUCGAUACAGCCAUUCACUUCCAAGGAGGAGACGUAUAGAGGCAGAGUUGAGGGGAGCUUCUAAGGGGCUGUUGGAGAGCAGCAGGGCUCCAGAGAGGGACAGCAGGAGUGGGACAGAUCCUCGAGUGGUAGCACUGCAACAAGUCAGACAAUCUGCAAACAUCAGAGAAUCAGGACUGUGGGAUAGAGGGGGCAGACAGCAAGCGCCAACCUAUUAUUCAUCACAAACUCCUGCCACAGACACAAGCCACAUGUUGGACAUCAAAGAAAAGACCGGCUACCAACGGAGGAUGUUCAGCCAACCUCCUGGCUAUAUUGCUCCUCCUCCCUAUGACAACUCACAUAAAGGUUCACCUGUAUUGCAUCACUGUGACACCAGUUGGGAGCAAGAAGGUAAGAGACAAGCCUACUGGUCUCAGCCCGCACCCAGAAAGCACGAUGUCUCUGUAGACCUGCAGGAUCACAGAAAAGGAGAGAAGGAUGAGCUUACAAAAUCAGAUGGAAAUCAAAGAAGCUUCCCAGAUCACAGACGACAGGAAUCAGAUGCUUUACAUGCAAGCAGUCCUUUUAGUAUCCAGGAAACACACCUACAGUAUGAGGGUAUGAUGUAUCUUAAACAACCACAAGUGUUACAAGUAGUUGAGAAUAAAAAGACAAAUGAGGAACCAUCCUCAAAAGUCAUUGAAGGAAGGAAGUUCAGGUUAAACAAAAAGACAGGUGGGAUGACCAUAUUCUGCUUGGUGUCUCGAAUAGCAGGCACCACAGAAACCCCAUCUUUGCCACUUUGUACCUCGCAAACAAACAUUCAAAACACAGAAUUAGGAGGCGUUUCUAAAGGUCUAAGGGACAGUAGUGGCAGUAAUCAAACACACAAACUUGCAGAUGAGGUAGAUGGCAGAGAGCCAACACCCACAGAGCAGUCAAAUACUUCUGAUGCGAGAAAUGUCAAAGCCAAACAGGAGACACCAACCUGCGUAGAAAGUGAGAUGCUUGAGGAUAAUAUAUUGAACAAAGCAGAGACAGAUGGUGUCGUCCCAGAAAAAUUAAAUACAAAUGAUGCUGAUUCUACAUGUGGGAGACAAGUUGCGGAGUCAGUGCAACCGGUGUCAGUUAAAUACCCUUUGUGGAGGGAGCCUAGUAUCACAAGCAGAUCUGAAACUAAGAGUUCAUCCAAAUAUUUGAAAGCAAAUGGUGAGGAAAGAGAAUCAGAUGGUGUGCACAAGCAAGAGGACUCGAGUAAAGUUAAUCCAACUGAUGUUGAAGUAAGGAGACUGGACACCGAGACAGACACAGAAUCUGAAGACAGUAAGGUUCUACUGGUUAUCGACACAACCUGUGUUGUUGUUAAAAUGGAGCUGAUUCCAUCACCCAAGAAAGAGCAUGUUCACUAUUUACACACCGAACACAGUCCACUUGAUAUUCAAUCGACCGGCUCUCCUGAAUGUGUCCAAUCAAACAGUCAGCUGAAUCAGGAUGCGACAACUGACCAAAACUCAGAAAGCAACCCCUUCCAAAUUAAUGGAAGGUCUGAAACCAAACUACACUCAGAUCUCAUAGAGAAAAAGGCACCUGAGGGAGAAAGUCAAAUCUCUUCCUUCUGCACAUCCUCAUCCUCAGUUUCUGAAAGGGAAACGUUGGAGGAGCGUGCUGAAAGGAUCUUAGGAAUCCCUCUAGAUGACUGCAUUACUAAGCAGCAACCUGAAGAUGCAACGUUGCUUCUUGACUUGUGUGUGGAAGACCAGGAGGUUGAACCAUCUCCAGUUAAAGACAACAACGUUGAUGAUGCAGUUGAACAAAUCCCAGAGGACACAAAAGAAGAGGAACAGUCACAGAACCAGUUAGAGGUUGGCCAAACUGAGGAGGCUGUGUGUUCGCAAGAGAAUGAUGAUGCCAAAGAUCAGGCAGCAAAUGAAGGUGCUGAGGAUUUUGCAGGGCUUCAGGUUCAGGUGUCUAAUCUGUCUGAAGAGAAUGACUCCCAACUCGAAACUGACAUCAAACCUUCACCUGAAAUUGAAAUGACUGAGGAUCCUCUGCUUAAACCCGCUAGUGAAGAGAGUACAACUCAGCAGGAAGAAAAUCAGCCUAUUGAAAAUGAUACCUCCUCUCACAUUCCCUCUAAGGGUCUCAGUCCACCCAGCAACCUCUCUUAUACUUCUUCGCUUUCACCCUCCCCAGACUGUGAAGUGUCGAACCCUGCUCUUUCUCUCAUGCUCUCAUCCUCUGAUCUUACCCCUCUCAUGCAUAUUUCAGAAUCAAACAUAGAGGAAGGUCCUGAUCCUGAGUUGACUGCCCUCAAUUCCACAGAAAUCCUAGCUCUUCACCCUGAAACCUCAUCUCUGCCUUACACCCCAUCACCUCUUCCUCCAGGAUCUAAUGACUUUUCCCCAAGCUCCAUUCCCCAUACAGACCAUUCCCCAAGCCCAUCUCCUCUUGAUUUAAUAGAUAAAACUGUAGAAGCUGUGUUCAGUGUUGAGGACCAGGUAAAAGAGGAUGACACAUCACAGCUAAUAAACGAAGAGAUCAGUGACUCCUUUGAGGACCCUGCCAAAGAUAUGACAGAGGAGCUGUUAUUACAGCAACAAUUUGAAAGUGGCCAACCAGAUGAUGAUGCUUGUGUGAAUAAGAGCAAUGUCACAGAUGAGCAACAAACAGAAGAAGCCGAUAAGGAUCCUACAGGCCACACUAUGGAACAGAUUCUUAAAAUAUCCAAAGAAAAUGCCAUGGAGGUUGAUAUUCUGCAACAACAACUUGAAUGUGCCCUAGCAGACGAUGUUACUAGUGUUAAAGAGAGUCAUAUGACUGAAGAGCAGCUACCAAAAGAACCCGAUGAUGAUCCUACAGGUCUUUUGGAACAGACAAUAUCCCAACAAUGCGUGACUGACAGUCAAACUCAAACAGAGGUCAACAUUUUGCAGCAACAAUUUGAUAAUGGCCAAGAAGAGGUUGCUUUUCUAAAAGAGAGUUAUAUGACUGAGGAGCAAUCACAAAAAAGAGCUGAUGAGGAGCCUACAGGUCUUAUGGAACAGACACUAUCCCCAGAAAACGCUACAGAAUCUCAAACUCAAACAGAAGUCAACAUUUUGCAGCAACGAUUUGAUAAUGAGGAGCAAUCACAAAAUGAAGCUGAUGUGGAGCCUACAGGUCUUAUGGAACAGACACUAUCCCCAGAAAACGCUACAGACUCUCAAACUCAAACAGAGGUCAACAUUUUGCAGCAACAAUUUGAUAAUGAGGAGCAAUCACAAAAUGAAGCUGAUGAGGAGCCUACAGGUCUUAUGGAACAGACACUAUCCCCAGAAAACGCUACAGAAUCUCAAACUCAAACAGAAGUCAACAUUUUGCAGCAACGAUUUGAUAAUGAGGAGCAAUCACAAAAUGGAGCUGAUGAGGAGCCUACAGGUCUUAUGGAACAGACACUAUCCCCAGAAAACGCUACAGACUCUCAAACUCAAAUAGAGAUCAACAUUUUGCAGGACACUGAACCACAGACUGAACCCUCUAACUCUUCUCCUCCCUCAACUUCAGAUUCAGAAUGCGAGGUGUCUCAAUCACCAGAUGUGCGCUCACCCUCCAAGCUUUCUUCUCGGCGACACACAUCAAACGAGUCAGAUGCAGAGUUCAUCACUCUUUUGGAAAUGGACUCAGUCUGUCCCCCAGCUCUAAAUCCUGAUGCUGCUUCGGCUGCUGGCAUCCCAGAAACUGUCCCUCCUCCUCUUCAUCUGGACUCUUGUGAAGAAUCCCUUCAGUUCUCAUCUUCCUCUUGUACGGAUUCACCCACAGAGCUGCCUUCCAGCUCUUCAACUCCUCCACUGCAAGAGGGAAGUGGAAGUGUUGACCCUGACUCAACCCUAAAAGAAGAGCCCCAGUAUCCCAAGUCCCUGUGGGAUGCAGUUAAUCGCAUUAGGAAACAUACAGCGCCUGACUCUGAGAAUGAGGAGGAGGAAGUGAGUGAGCUGUGGGAUCCAGAGAGUGUAGUGGAGGACUUGGAUGUGAUAGUGGGCAUAUAUUCUGAGAGGAUAGUCUUUGAUGGAGCAGGGCAACAGGACGUUUCAGCAGAAGGAAGUGUUGAGGAUGUAGAAGUGGGACAAAUCCAGGCGGAUCCAUGCCAUGAAGAGCCUUUACAUGCUGAAGAAGACACACUGUCAUGCAGCAGCACCUGCAGCCAAGGCUCUGGGGACACCGUUAUUGUAGCAGAUGAGGACGAGGUUGAGGAAUCUCCACCUGAUGCCGGGAUGGAGAGCAAGGCUGAGGGGGAGCGAUGCUUCUCUGCUAAAGUAAAAGAUGAGACUGCAGCUAAGGAAGAGGGAGAUAACGAUGGAGACGAGAGCGUCACAAAUAAGUCUAGUCAGAGGGAGGAGUGCCUGGUUGAGAUGGCAAAUAUAACAAUGCAGGCAGUGGAAAUGACAGAAACAGAGCCAGGAGAAAAGGAGGAGGUGGUUUCCGUGCCCUCCGAGGUCUCUGUUGAAGGGAUGAUUGAAAGUAUGUCUUUAAAAUAAUUGGAUAAACAAGGAACACUAGUCUGAUGUUGAGCUGAACAUCUAACAACUCUGUACCAUCUACAGUUGUAUUGUGCCUGAUAAGGAAUGAAAGUCAUUUCCUCAAUAACAUUUUGUGGCAGAUUUUGAAUGUAUGUUUUAGUUUUAGUGUAAUCUUAGAGCUUUUAUUUUUGAUGGGUAAGUGACGAUGCAUUUACUGUUGUUGUAGAAAUUUAGGAAUUUAACAUUAGGGAAAUAUAAAAUAUCCAAAUCAUCAGUUUGACAAAUUUAUUUUUGUAAAGCAGAUCCUACAUACUUUCUUUAAAUCUAUGUAUCUGCUUUUUCUAGAGAGUAGAGUAUUUUAGGUAGAUAUGUGGCUGUGAAAUUAUGAAAGUUGAUAUAAUAAAAUAUUUGAUUAGUUGGAGUGA
Molecule: messenger RNA, 5491 nt
Organism: Perca fluviatilis (European perch)
Lineage: Eukaryota; Metazoa; Chordata; Actinopteri; Perciformes; Percidae
Exons: 3
Coding region: 99-5084 (1661 amino acids)
Source: RefSeq, a predicted model, not a curated record